This is a messenger RNA of Scatophagus argus, 1987 nucleotides long. It is a transcript of the gene grem1b, whose product is annotated as gremlin 1b. The record is from RefSeq and is a predicted model, not a curated record. Gene Ontology annotation, biological process: animal organ morphogenesis. Bases 689 to 1237 code for a protein of 182 amino acids. The transcript has 2 exons. Gene Ontology annotation, molecular function: BMP binding; receptor ligand activity. NCBI's taxonomy places the organism in Eukaryota, Metazoa, Chordata, Actinopteri, Scatophagidae.
AGCAAUAAAUAGUAAAAUAUACCAUACCCCGGUGUGUAUUACUGAAAUUUCCAAUCUUUUAUUUACUAUACAAAAGGCCAUUGUUGUCGCUGUGCUGAGGGUUCACAGGUGUGCUGUGAUGCGUGUGGCAGCUUUUCUCAUCGAGUUAAUUCUUAAAUUAAAUGUUCAUAUUUUGCGGGAGGUCCGUGAACGCCGCCUCUCAGUUUUCACAUUCGGACAAAUCACACAGAUUUACCCGCGUGCUCCCUUGGAUUAAAAAUAUCAGCUGCUUUACUUUUUCCAUGUGCGCACAAACCUCAGGCCUGUUCGCUCUCAGCUCUUCUCGCCCCCCUCCUCCUCUCUGCCUGCCCUCGCUGUUCCUCGGUUGUCUGUUUUCUUGAAGUGGGUUCAGGGAAGUGUUGAGGGGGCGGACAGUUUUGAUUUUCUCUACAUUGUGCUUAGCCAAUAAUGUAGAGGGAACUGUUGUGCACAUCUCAGCUGGCAGACAUUUAAAAGGGAGACAGUCCGGCGCUGGAGCAAUUUGUAUUAAACCCCCCUGGCCCCUGUCUAUGGAGCGGUUAGUCUCCCACCCAUCCACAGUCCCACCAUCGUACAGUCGACAGCAGUAGGUGCCUAUCACCUCGGGAGGUACCGCAGAGGACUGACAGGAUCAGAUUAUCGCACUUGUGACAGCGGAGGCUCGCACAGGAUGGCCAACUCGACGCGUAUCUUCUGCAGCAUGGUUUUCAUCAUCGGGUUGCUAUCCUCUCCCGUGGAUUCCAAAAGAAACCGAGGUUCACAAGGCGCCAUUCCUCAUCCUGACAAAAACAACCCAAACCAAUCAGAACAGCAACCGCAGCCUCCGCAUGCGGGCUCCGGCUCCAGGCAGAGGCAGAGCGCAUCCUCACCGGCCGACGAGGUGCUGGAAUCCAGCCAGGAAGCUCUACAUGUGACGGAGCGCCAGUAUUUGAAACGGGACUGGUGCAAGACGCAGCCCCUCAAGCAGACCAUCCAUGAGGAGGGCUGCGUCAGUCGCACCAUCAUCAACCGCUUUUGUUACGGACAGUGCAAUUCCUUCUACAUCCCCAGGCACAUCCGCAGGGAGGAGGGUGCCUUCCAGUCCUGUUCGUUUUGCAAGCCGAAACGUUUCACCACCAUGACUUUUACUUUGAACUGUCCGGACCAGCAGCCACCCACCAAGAAGAAGCGCAUCCAGCGCGUCAAACAGUGCCGCUGCAUAUCCAUAGACUUGGACUAAAGACGCACAGCAUAUUUCUGUUCUAUGUGUUUCCCAUAUUCUUAAUCUACGCGGUCAGGAUUGUUGGUAGCAAAAGAAGAAAGGCUGUCACACAGCCGAGAACACGUGUCUGUCUUCAUUUAGUGGGAAGCAUCCGUAAAGGCUCCCCACAUGUAGGCUACAACGAUUGUUCUCUCGCGCAGCGUGUGAUCAAAUAUGGACAUGCAACAGACGUUUAACUGCAUUGAACAUUUUACUCCUCACAAACUUUGCCACGUUUGAAAACAAGCAUCACUGCACGAGAACGCUGACUUGGAAUGGGCACGUUUUACGCACGGCUUCCUCACCCCAAGAGGACUGCAUAACCCUGGUUUAUUUAGUCACCCUCAAAACGCUUUUUUGUGACAGGAAAAUAUUCCUGCUCUAUUUUGUAUUUUUGUGUGCAUAUGUCUUUGUUUAACUGGAUGUUUCCACUGUGUGGAAUUUGAUGGAUGAGUGACGAUAUUUGUAAAUGGAAAAUGUGAUUUUAUUUCGGUAUUCAGUACAUGAAUUUUUCAAGGUUAACUGAUGUCUGUGAAUUCCAUCAUUAAACGAUUUUUAAGUUGAGUGCCUACUCGGUUGUAGAGACAGCAGGCCUCCUUGUUAAAAACGGACAAUGUACAGUGGUGGUUUCUACAGUAUCGAGAUUAAAUCGUCCUAACGUGUAAAGCCAUCUUUGAUGUGUAAGCGAUUGGUUUAUCCUUUCAUUAAAUUAUCCAUGAAAACAUCAAA